AUGGAUAAAGACACACGUAACCGUUACUCAAAUGGUGCAUCAUCUACUUUUUUCUCAUCACAAAAUUCUUCAAUGACGACUAAAAAACUUGUGAUAAAAAACUUAAAAACUUCUGCACUUACACUACCACCGGAUUAUUUCGAUAAAAUUUGGCCUUUACUUAAACAAGCACUUGAAGCUAUUCUUAAUGGUAAAAAUAGUCCAACAAAUGAAGAACAACUUUAUCGUCAUAUUGAUCAUCUAUGUACAACAACAACAACGAAUGAAACAAAUACUUCUUCACCAAGUCUUCUUUAUGAAAAUUUAAAGAUAGUACUCGAUGACCAUAUACAAACUCUACGACCUCCUUUACUUAGUGAUGUGAAUGACAGUUGUGAUUAUCUCCGAUUACUUAAUUCUAUUUGGAAUGAUCAUAUUGUACGAUCGAUUCUUAUUCGUCAAUUAUUUAUUGUACUUGAUCGAACUUAUGUUCUACAUGCAGCUAUUCCUAGUAUAUGGGAACUUAAUCAAGAUUUAUUUCGUUGUUAUGUAAUGCAAAAUUCGACAAUUUCAAAUAGAUGUAUCAGUGGUCUUCUAAAAUUAAUCGAACAGGAAAGACGAGGUGAAACAAUAGAUAGAAGUCUAAUGAAAAGUCUUAUUCGAAUGUUAAUUGAUCUUCAUGUAAGUUUUAUUAAACAAAUUGUUACUCAUUUGGAAAUGAAGCGUAAUAAUAAUCUUUAUAAAAAAGAUUUUGAACCAUCAUUUUUACAAUCAACUGAAGAAUUAUAUCAUAAUGAAGGUCGUCAAUUAAUUCAAACAUUAGAAUUAAGUCAAUAUCUUUCACAUGUUGAACGUCGUCUUAAUGAAGAACAAUUACGAGUUAAAACUUAUAUUGAUCAAUCAACAAAAGUUCAAUUAAUUCAUAUUGUUGAAAAUAAUUUAAUAACAAAUCAUAUUAAACAAAUGCUUUCAAAAAAUUUUGAUGCACUUAUUGAUGACAAUCGUUUUACAUCUGUUGCUUUAAUGUAUGAUCUAUUUCUUCGAAUUGGUCCUAAUGGUAUUCAAGAUCUUCGUGAAGCAUUUGGAAAUUAUAUUAAAGUUCAUGGUCGUGCAUUAGUAAUUGAUGUUGAUAAAGAUGAUAAAAUGGUUGAUGAAUUACUUGAAUUUAAAGAAAAAUUAGAUUGUUUUCUUCAUGAAUGUUUUCAUAAUAAUGAAAAAUUUUCAAAUACACUUAAAGAUUCAUUUGAAUAUUUUAUAAAUCAACGUGUAAAUAAACCGGCUGAAUUAAUUGCUAAAGCUGUUGAUGCACGAUUACGUACAGGAAAUAAAGAAGCAACAGAAGAAGAAUUAGAAAAAAUUCUUGAUAAAUUACUUAUUUUAUUUCGUUUUAUUCAUGGAAAAGAUGUAUUUGAAGCAUUUUAUAAAAAAGAUUUAGCUAAACGUUUAUUAGUUGGAAAAAGUGCAUCAGUUGAUGCUGAAAAAUCUAUGUUACUUAAACUUAAACAAGAAUGUGGAAAUGUAUUUACAAGUAAACUCGAAGGAAUGUUUAAAGAUAUUGAAUUAUCAAAAGAUAUUAUGACAGCAUUUGAUCAAUAUAUGCAUGGUCGUGAAGCACCAGGAAAUAUCGGUAUGUCUGUUUGUGUAUUAACAAUGGGUUUUUGGCCAACAUAUCCACAUGUUACUGCUAUUUUGCCACCUGAAUUUUGUCGAUUACAAGAAAUAUUUACAACUUUUUAUCUAAGUAAACAUACAGGCCGUAAACUUCAAUGGCAAUAUACACUUGAUCAUUGUUUACUUAAAGGGUGGCUCAAAGAAAAGGUUAUGAUUACAUAG
This is a messenger RNA of Rotaria sp. Silwood2, 1812 nucleotides long. NCBI's taxonomy places the organism in Eukaryota, Metazoa, Rotifera, Eurotatoria, Philodinida, Philodinidae. The record is from the annotation of a GenBank genome assembly.